CUGCCCUACACCCGGCGUAGUGCCGGCGAGAGCAGCCGCCGCAUCCGCGUCGCCUUUUUCGUCACCAGCGCUUGGGACAGCUGGGGGCGGGGCAGGAGCAUCAGGAGCGGGCUGGCGGAGGCAGAGGGGUGACAACGCCGCCGCUGCCGCUACCUCAGCCGCCGACGGAGCCCAUUGCGGAGCUUGUGGCUGCCGGCGCCCGUUGCCCAGAUGAGCCGAAGUUGCCUCAGCGCAUCCCCUGCCGCUGCCAGCAGUGGUGAAGGCGGCGGCAAGAGGAGGCGGCGGCGAAGGAGCCCGUGGCCGGGGGGCCUCUUCUUGCUGCUUCUACUGCUCUUGCCGCUGCCGGAGGCGGAUGCCGCCGUCUCGGUUUCGCCUUCCUUCUCUUCGUCUGCCGGGCGGUGCGAGCCGGAGGCGGGAGACGCGGCCAGCGACGGUAGAAGGGAAAGCAGCGGCGGCGCCACUGGCGGAGGAGGCGCUGCUUCGGCUCACUCGACGGCCGAGAACCCGCCUCUAGGGACAGAUUCUUGCCAUUUACUGAGUCCACCAUGCUUUACUGAAGAAGAUAAAUACAGUCUGGAAGCUCUCCGCACAAUUCAUAAACAAGUGGAUGAUGACAAAGAUGGUGGUAUUGAAGUAGAUGAAAGUGAUGAGUUUAUCAGAGAAGAUAUGAAAUAUAAAGAUGCUUCCAAUAAACACAACCACCUACACAGGGAAGAUAAACACAUCACAAUUGAAGAUCUGUGGAAACGCUGGAAAACUUCUGAAGUUCACAACUGGACACAAGAAGAGACCCUUCAGUGGCUGGUGGAAUUUGUUGAACUUCCUCAGUAUGAGAAGAAUUUCAGAGAAACCAACGUCAAAGGAACAACUUUGCCAAGGAUAGCAGUUAAUGAACCUGCAUUUAUGAUAUCUCAACUGAAAAUAAUUGAUCGGAGCCACAGGCAGAAACUUCAGCUGAAGGCCUUGGAUGUUGUUUUAUUUGGACCUCUCACACGACCACCUCACAACUGGAUGAAAGAUUUCAUACUAACAAUAUCUAUAGUUAUUGGUGUUGGAGGCUGCUGGUUUGCAUAUACUCAGAACAAGUCUUCAAAAGAGCAUGUCACCAAAAUGAUGAAAGAUUUGGAAAGUCUUCAGACAGCAGAGCAGAGCCUAUGUGAAUUACAAGAAAGGCUUGAAAAAGCACAGGAGGAGAAUCGGACUGUUGCUGUAGAAAAGCAAAACCUAGAGCGCAAGAUGAUGGAUGAAAUCAGCGAUGCAAAACGUGAAGCGUGUCGACUGAGAGAGUUGAGGGAAGGAGCUGAAUGUGAACUCAGCAGGCUUAAAUAUGCAGAAGAGGAGUUAGUGCAGGUCCGCAUGGCUUUAAAAAAGGCAGAGAAGGAGUUUGAGCUGAGAAGUAAUUGGUCUGUUCCUGAUGCGCUGCAGAAAUGGCUCCAGCUGACACAUGAAGUGGAAGUACAGUAUUACAACAUUAAGAGACAGAAUGCAGAAAUGCAGUUAGCAAUUGCCAAGGAAGAGGCAGAAAAAAUUAAAAAGAAGAGAAGUACUGUCUUUGGAACAUUACAUGUUGCACACAGCUCUUCCCUUGAUGAAGUGGACCACAAGAUUCUGGAAGCAAAGAAAGCACUUUCUGAAUUAACAACUUGCUUGAGAGAGCGUCUUUACCGAUGGCAACAGAUUGAGAAGAUUUGUGGCUUCCAGAUAGCACAUAACUCAGGAUUACCAAGUCUGACUUCAUCUCUGUACUCUGAUCACAGUUGGGUGGUAAUGCCACGAGUCUCCAUUCCACCUUAUCCAAUUGCAGGGGGAGUGGAUGACCUUGAUGAAGAUACUCCUCCAAUAGUGUCUCAGUUUCAUGGGUCCAUUGUGAAAACGAGCACCUUAGCAAGAAGCAGUAGCAUGUGUCGCUCCAGGAGAAACAUCGUGCCAGCAUCUCCUCAGUCGCAACACACAGCACAAACACAACAUACUCCGCAUACACAAGCUACUUUGCACUCUCCAGACCCUGAUAUCCUUUCAGUGUCAAGUUGCCCUGCUGCUUAUCGUACAGAGGAGGAGGAGGAGGCCAUUUACUUCACAGCUGACAAGCAAUGGGAAGUACAAGAUACAGGUUUUGAAUGUGACUCCUUAAAUUCCUCUGUCAGAAGGAAACAAUCUCCUCCUUCAAGCCUUGAAAUAUAUCAACCUUUAUCGCCUCAGAAAACAUCGCGGGAGGAACUCUCAUUAGAGGAGUCGUCUACUGGAGACUCUUCCUCCCUAACUGCUGAUAUUUCCAGGAGUUCUCCUGACUGUGUUGGCAUGACAGAGACUAAAAGUAUGAUCUUUAGUCCAGCAAGCAAGGUGUACAAUGGCAUUCUGGAGAAGUCCUGUAGCAUGAACCAGCUCUCAAGUGGUGUUCCAGUCCCCAAGCCUCGCCACACCUCAUGUUCAUCCACCAGCAGCGAAAGCAAAGCUGGCCAUGAAACCUCUGUUGUUCCUCGGAUAAGUAGCACCUCACAGGACUUCUGCCAGAAUGGAGAACGAAACAAAAAGUCCUCCAAAAUAAUAAAUCUUUUUAAGAAGAAGUCAAAGUGAGGCUGCUGGAAGAAACACUCAAGAGUGGCAUUGUUAGACUAUGUGUUUCCUUUUCCUUUUCUUCUUCUUCUUUUUAAAAUUAAGAAUGUAGUUAUCUAGGUUUUCCAGGCCUGGAUGCCAUGGCAGGAAAAUCUCUUAGGUCAACUUUUCUGUUUUUAAAUGACUUUAAAGUCAAGUUGUGCUGUCAAUGAGAAAGUUAAAUUUCAAGACAGUUUAGUCAUUUAUCUAUUUAUUUCUGCUUUUUUUUUAGUUUAUAUAUAAAACUUUUAAAAAAACAAACAAAAAAAACCCCACUUUAACACGAGCUUUAACGGACUAGUAAGCCUGCAUGGGCUUGCCAAAGUUUUUUCUUGUUUACUGGAUCAUCUUCUUAUCUUUCCACAGAAGCUAUGGCAUUUGCAUACUGGACUUAAGUAAUUUUUAAUGAAGUAAAACUACUUAAAUUGCACUACUGUUUUCCAGACUGGAAAGUAUCUUCUCAAGUGAAACUGUUUAGACUUAAUGACAAAAGAGAUGGUUGGUUCGUUCUUAUUUUUUAGGUCGUUUUUAUGUAGACACUAGCAUUUCUAAUAGUUGAUUUCUGGAAUUGGAACCUUCUACAGGAUGCUUCUUUAGUGCAUUUAUUAAACUAAUGGUUUGGGUCCUGUUGUAAAGAUCAUUAUCCAGGGCUUUCACUGUGAUUUUCCUGCAUUGCACAGGCUGUAUGGUUUUUUUAAAAAGACGUUUAUCGAGAGAAGAGGCUCCUGAUUCCACACGCAAGUGAUAAAAGGUGAAACUUGAUUUGAAGGACUUUUUAAGACAUUCACAACCUUAAAAUUGGGAUAGGGACAACUGUGGGCACUUGUUUACAUACUUUGACAGAAAAAGGAUGUUUGAUUUGUGAAUAUUUGUACUGUGGCAAAGAUAAUAAAUUCAAGAUAUUAUUGUGCA
Messenger RNA from Hemicordylus capensis (graceful crag lizard), 3504 nucleotides. It is a transcript of the gene STIM2, whose product is annotated as stromal interaction molecule 2. Gene Ontology annotation, cellular component: endoplasmic reticulum; plasma membrane. Gene Ontology annotation, biological process: store-operated calcium entry; activation of store-operated calcium channel activity; intracellular calcium ion homeostasis. The transcript has 12 exons. Bases 211 to 2574 code for a protein of 787 amino acids. Gene Ontology annotation, molecular function: calcium channel regulator activity; calcium ion binding; protein binding. Lineage: Eukaryota; Metazoa; Chordata; Lepidosauria; Squamata; Cordylidae. The record is from RefSeq and is a predicted model, not a curated record.